Leptidea sinapis is the source of this 2791-nucleotide messenger RNA. Its product is annotated as neural/ectodermal development factor IMP-L2-like. Lineage: Eukaryota; Metazoa; Arthropoda; Insecta; Lepidoptera; Pieridae. Gene Ontology annotation, molecular function: cell-cell adhesion mediator activity. Gene Ontology annotation, biological process: axon guidance; homophilic cell-cell adhesion; dendrite self-avoidance. Gene Ontology annotation, cellular component: plasma membrane; axon. The transcript is spliced from 7 exons. The record is from RefSeq and is a predicted model, not a curated record. The coding region runs from base 108 to 872 and encodes 254 amino acids.
UAACAGUUGUACGAGAACGGAGAGAACUAUUCAGUGUCAACAACAGAACGUACGUUGACAUAUUAAUUAACUAUCAUACUCCGAACGUCCUCCAGUGAAUAUAAGAUAUGUCAAACAUAGUUCUUCUACUCACCGCGACGGCGCUGGUGACCUUGGAGGUUGCUUUGCAAGCUAACGCUCAAAUAAGCCACUCGAAGUUUAUUGACACUAAUAUAAAAAGAAGUAACUCGCCCAGGUGGCGAGCACGUGUUGUGAGCAAAUAUGUGAACAUAUUCGAGGCACCUCCAGAGACAGCGACACACGUGUCCGGCCGGCCCACGGUACUGAAGUGUGUGGCCGGAGGAAACCCGGCUCCCGUUAUCAAGUGGAUGAAGAAUGGAGUUAUAGUUGCAGAUCUAGAAGGAGUAACAAACGAGAUCUUCUCUGUCCAUCCUUCAAGCAUAGGCCGGAUGACCAGCAAGUUGGUGAUCGAAGCACCGGAUAAUGGUGAUGUUUUUACCUGUGUGGCCACCUCAGGAACCAAUGUACAAACUACUUCUACAACUGUCUUUACUGAUGCUCAACAAGAGCUAUAUUUAGCGAGCACGAACCAAGCACCAAUCAUAACAGCAUAUUAUGAUGAGAUCAUGCAGGCUAUGGGGACCACAAUCACCCUUCCAUGCAGGGUUCAUAGCACCACCACAGCGGAAGUCUACUGGGUGGACCAAAACGAUCAGGUUGUUUAUGGAAAUAAAAGGCUACAGGUACUUCCAUCUGGCGACCUUCGCAUACCAGAGCUGGUGUUCAGUGACAUGGGAGGAUACACGUGUGUUGCAGAGAAUAUGUUCGGGAAGGAUUCCUUCAACACGUUCCUCUACCCCUACUCACGUUGAGCUACGUAUACGCACUUUGCUUAGCUGCCCGCCGACAACUAUGUUCCUAUUUAACUUAUUAUUAGCUUUAUAACUUUAUGUAUGUGUCUAUGUUUAGCUUCUGUACUUAAGUAUAGUAAUUAUGAAGUACAAUUAUUUUAAGUUUCGUACAGUUUGAUUUUAAGUUAUAAUAUGUUGUAAUUGAUACGUCCUAAGAAAAUUUAAAAAAACAGUUUAUAUCCUAAUUUAAAUUCACUGGUUCUGUGUUUGCAGAGACAGAUUUCCACCGCAAAUUUUUUUUUAACGAUUUUAAUUUUUUUAAAACGAGAGUUUUUUCUCUCCUCUAAAACGAUAGAUUAUAAUGAAUAAUUUAACAAGAACCAAUUUCAAGAUUUUUUUUUUAUUUCAAAUACCUUAAAAAUGUAAAUACUAAAAUUUUAAUGGUUGAGUCAGAGAUCAGGCUUUGGUCAAAGAAUAAUAUAAUAGGCCCAUUGUAAUCUAAUAUUAAGAUCUUAAGUUACUUUGUUCACGAAUUAUCAGUGCAAUUUCGCAAAACAAUGAAUCUAAUCUUAUUCAAAUAUUUUUUCAAAUUGACUGACAUAAUACAGUGAUAUAUAUUUUAGUAUGUAUAAUUUUAACUCAAACCACGGUAUAUGUACAUGUACACGGUAUAUAUAACAUGUUUUGUGAUUUCUUGAUAUUUAGUUGGUAUUUAACUUUAUCCCUAAAAAGGAUAAUGUUUAAUUUUUAUGCCUGAGAUUAUUUUCGUAGCAAAUAUUAACUGAUAAUUAUUUGUAAUGAAUUCAUUAUCUCAAUUCAAUAAUAUACUCAACAUAUUUUCUUUGGUUUUGAGAACUAAAUGGACGAUGUUAAUACACAGAUACCUAAGUACAAGUAGUGCAAAGGGUUUUUGUCACGCUCUACAAACAUAAUACAAGUAAUAGAACAGUAUCGUAUCUACCGUCUGGCCGGAGUACUAGGCUGGGUACAUACAACAAGAUUGAACACGCGGACGGAGCGGCGCAGCUAAUUUUCACGCAUAGGACAGUUCUAGAAUUAAGUUAAAGUACUGUUAGAUUAUUGUAUUGUGCUACAGAUUACAAGGCGAUCCAUACAUAAUUAUGCAUUAGGUUAUGUUCUGCCAUCUGUCCUAAUUGUGUGAGUAGAUCGAUACCACACAUCCUGGUAGUUACCAAGGCCCAUCGACGCCCCUUUUCAAACCUUUGCCUGAUCAGGAACGUAGGGCGUUUCUUCUUGCAUCCUAUCCUUGUUUGGUUUUCUCUUACUUUUAUACUCUUGACAUGCGUUCUCCCUUCUGUCGAUCCUUUAGUCCAGAUACUUUUGACAUGGGUUCCUAUAUAAACAUCUUUAAUUUUUGAAAUUUACGACUAUGUUGACCUUUUCCACCUUUCCCGUUCAUAUUCGCUAGUUAUUCUAACCAGGACACUAAAGUGGCAGUGCAGGCUAACACCUCUCAGUCCUAGGCCUCACAGAUUGCAGAGCGUGUAGAUUCUGUAAUAGUCCAGAUGAAACCCCUGAAUGUGGUUAUAUACGUAGCUCGCCAAAGAGAUCAGUCCAAUUCUUCAACCGCUUCAGAUAUGAAUCAGCUCACUGAAAAAAAAAAAUAAGAUUCAUGAAAAGAAUCAAUCUUAGUAUUGAGGUAUAGUUAAUAGUGGUUCAUAAGUAACAGUUAUAGUGAAGCAGAGCUGCAUUGAACAGUACUAAAGCAACUAUUCAAACCUUAACCUUCCAUAAUAUUCGCUAACAUAAGAACUUAUACAUGUUAUUUUAAUUUAACUGUUUAAACUUAUUUAUUAAUGUUAGUUACAAUGUUGCAUUUCUUAUGUCGUAAAUUAUUUAAUGUAAUAUAAAUCAUCUCUAGUGUUAAGUGAAAAUUAUUAUUGAUAAUCUUUGUAUGGUUAUAUUGUUAAUAUAGUUUA